AGAACUUUACCGGGCUCUCACUGUCUAAACAACGUGUCAAAAAACCUCAGAAGUGUCGCUAAUGGUUACAAACUGCGUCAUUGCGUCGGUUUUUAGUAACAAAGACUUUCACCAAAGAUAAGUUUGGUGUAUCAUUGUUGAUACUAAAAGUAUUCGGUUUACACCAAGUGAGGAUUUUAAUUUGCGGCUUUGUUACACAGUUGACGGAGAACAUUCUGGAUAACUGGAAAUAAUGGCCGACCUUGGCGUCAAAGCAGGAGACAAAGUGUUGCUGGUGUGGACUCAGCCGUCAACACCAGAAACCUUGAAGCAAUAUGCUGAGGAACUUGGGGCAGCAGUAGGUGCAGAUGGAAAAGUCUCCGUGGAGAACAUGGAGAGACUGUCGCUCUCCUCUCAUGCAGCUUCUUCCUUUGACUGGGUGCUCUCCUGUCUUCUGGCCGACUGCUCCUACAUCCACAGUCCAGACACUUUAGCCGAGAUGGUCAGAGUGCUGAGACCUGGUGGGAAGCUGCUCCUGGAUGAACCAGUCACAGGCACAGAAGCACAAACGAUGAGAACUGCAGAGAAACUCAUGUCGGCUCUGAAGUUGUCUGGCUUCAUGUCGGUAACAGAGGUCAGUAAAACAGAGCUUAGUCCGGAGGCACUGAGCUCCCUCAGAGCAGCCACUGGUUACCAAGGAAACACUCUGACUAGGGUCCGCAUAUCUGCCUCCAAACCCAACUACGAGGUGGGAUCCUCCAGCCAGCUCAAACUGUCGUUUGGGAAAAAGACACCGAAGCCAGCAGAGAAACCAGCUUUGGAUCCCAACACUAAGAAAAUGUGGAUGCUGUCAGCAAACGACAUGAAUGACGAUGACGUGGAUCUGUUGGACUCUGACACUCUGCUCGAUGAGGACGACCUAAAGAAGCCGGACGCAGCUUCUCUUAAAGCUUCAAGCUGCGGAGAAGGGACUGGCAAGAAGAAAAAAGCCUGCAAGAACUGCACAUGUGGGCUUGCUGAAGAGUUGGAGCAGGAGAGCAAAGAGAGCCCGAAAACUAACCUACCAAAGUCUGCGUGUGGAAGUUGUUACCUUGGUGAUGCCUUCCGCUGUGCCAGCUGCCCAUACCUGGGAAUGCCAGCGUUCAAACCGGGGGAGAAGAUCGUCCUGGACAACAACACGCUGACAGACGCCUGAAGCCAAAACGUUCCACUUCUCUGCUGCUCACGCUUCAGGACAUUUAACAUUCCUCUGUUUUCCAUCCACCCAGAACUCGUCGGCUCCUCUGGGGGUUCUCAGUAGACCAUAAAUAUUGACAUUGAUGCCACUGCAAUGUUGUUUCCCAUGAGGCACCGUAACGCCGCCACGACUGGACAGGAGAGCCAUUUGUUUUACAAGCGAGAACCUAAACAACUUGUUCAAAAUUUGCGAUCAAUAUAUCUAUGCGAUUUGGUGCCUGAAUUGAGAGAAUGCCAGAUUUUUCAUGGGUCAAAAGAAAAUGAAAGUGUGAAACCAGCAUCUUUUCUGGCAAUCUAGUAAUGAAACUUUUUACCUCAGUUGAAUUUUUUUUUUAUAUUCAUUAAAACUAAUCACAGAAUAAAAAUGUUUUUGGGGGUUUAAAUCAUGUUUCGACGUCAAAGCUGGAGCAGUGAACUCCAUCAAAACACAGAAGGCUGCACUGAAAUUGUUGAACUGAAGCUUAUUUAUGUAUGAAGGCAUCAUUUCACUUUCUGUCAUUUAUUACAAAUAAACUUAAGACCAACUCUUUGGAUUUAACCCUAAGAAUGUGGUGUAGAGAUUUGAUACUUCAGGUUUUGUCGUCCUUUGCUGUUGCCAGCAGUGUAUGCCUGUCGGUAACCGAUCUGUCUUUUUAACGAUUGUGUGAUAUAACUUUGUGGAAACAUAUUGGACUCUCAGGGCACCUAAAGAUGUUACUACUGUUUUAUUCCACUCUUUUUUAUUUGUUUUGUGUUCCAAACUUUGCUUUCUUCGUCUGUGUUAAGAGUUUA
Poecilia latipinna (sailfin molly) is the source of this 1986-nucleotide messenger RNA. It is a transcript of the gene ciapin1, whose product is annotated as cytokine induced apoptosis inhibitor 1. The record is from RefSeq and is a predicted model, not a curated record. Lineage: Eukaryota; Metazoa; Chordata; Actinopteri; Cyprinodontiformes; Poeciliidae. Gene Ontology annotation, molecular function: iron-sulfur cluster binding. Gene Ontology annotation, biological process: iron-sulfur cluster assembly. Bases 233 to 1174 code for a protein of 313 amino acids. The transcript is spliced from 9 exons. Gene Ontology annotation, cellular component: cytoplasm.